Messenger RNA from Clupea harengus (Atlantic herring), 1039 nucleotides. Its product is annotated as gap junction delta-3 protein-like. Gene Ontology annotation, cellular component: connexin complex. The record is from RefSeq and is a predicted model, not a curated record. Gene Ontology annotation, biological process: cell-cell signaling. Gene Ontology annotation, molecular function: gap junction channel activity involved in AV node cell-bundle of His cell electrical coupling. Lineage: Eukaryota; Metazoa; Chordata; Actinopteri; Clupeiformes; Clupeidae.
UAUGGUAAACAGCGCUAUAUAAAUCAACACACUUGAAUUCGGUUGAAUUGAGGUUGGGCUUGAGGCACGGAGGUAUCUUGGGGGUGCCGGCAUGGGGGAAUAUGAGGUUCUGGGGGGGCUGAUUGGGGAGAUGCAGACCCACUCCCCCCUACUGGGGCGCCUGUGGCUGCAUAUCAUGCUGGUGUUCCGCAUUCUCAUCCUGGGCACCGUGGCCUCCGACCUGUUCGAUGACGAGCAGGCGGAGUUCGAGUGCAACACGGCGCAGCCGGGCUGCAAGCAGGUUUGCUACGACCAGGCCUUCCCCAUCUCACAGUACCGCUUCUGGGUGUUCCAAAUCGUGCUUAUCUCCACGCCCACCAUCCUCUUCAUCAUGUACGCCAUGCACCUGCACUCCAAGAGCCAGGCCCGCCAGGAAGAUGCCAACGCCACCACUGAGCCACUGAUGCAGAAACCGGACAAGGGCGAGUUGAACCCGCGACAGGACCGUAACGUGACGCCUCUGUACAUGCUGAACGUGGGGUUCCGCUUCCUGGCGGAGGUGGCGUUCCUGGUGGCUCAGUGGGCGCUGUACGGGUUCCGCGUGGAGGCCCGCUUCCCCUGCAGCACGUUCCCCUGCCCCUACACGGUGGACUGCUUCACCUCGCGGCCCAUGGAGAAGACCAUCCUGCUGUGCUUCUACUUCGCCGUGGGCCUCCUCUCCGCACUCUUCAGCCUGGUGGAGCUCAUCCACGUCUUCACCAAGUGGAGGCGCCGGAAGAGGGCGGCCAUGACGGGGGGACCCCCGGACGAGGAGACGUCUGGACGGAACCAGAAGGAACUCCAGAAACUGACCCAGGUGGCGGUGGGUGACGAGGGUGGCUUGGGGGUUCAGAGGGGCAGGAGUGGGAGUGGAGGUGGGAAGAGGGGGCAUGGGGGCACUAGUGGCAGCAGCAGCGGUGGGGGGAAGGGGAGGGUGUCGCUGGGCAGGAGCAACUCCAGCGUCGGACACAAGACCUCCAGACACAGCAGCCAGAAGAGCCGCACAGGGUUGUUGUUGUGA